GUCAAGAGCACGCGUGCGGCGUUGUUUGUAAAUAGCGCCUGUUGUUUUGCGCUGCCGGCACGAUGAAGGAACGAGUUUUAACCACUAAUGAAAAAUCCUUCGUUCAAAAGGCCAUUCUAGAGUCGAUCCGCCUCGACGGUCGAACGCUGGAUGAGUUCCGCAAGCUGCGGAUAAGCUUCGGCAGCGAAUGGGGCCUGGUGCACGUCAUCCUGGGUGAGACGCGAGCCCUGGCACGCAUCACCUGCGAUGUGGUGGAACCGAAGGCGACCCGCCCGAACGAGGGUAUGCUGUUCUUGAACGUCGAGCUGGGCCCGAUGGCGGCACCAUACUUCGACGGAGGCCGCCAAUCGGACGAAUGUGUACAGUUGAACCGUAUCCUGGAGCGGGCGCUGAAGGACUCGAACUGUGUCGAUCUGGAAUCGCUUUGCCUGGUGUCGGAAGAAAAGGUGUGGAAGCUGCGCGUAGACGUGACGGUGCUGAACCACGAAGGCAACGCCAUCGAUUGCUGCUCCAUUGCUGCCCUGACCGCGCUGGCACACUUCAAGCGGCCGGACAUCACGGUCGACGGCGAGGACGUGAUUGUGCACACGAUCGAAGAGAAAGAUCCGCUGAAAGUGACUCUCUUCCACUAUCCGCUGUGCGUGAGCUACGCCAUCUUCAACCAGGGCAAGAUCGCGAUCGCCGAUCCCACCUACCUGGAGGAGCGUGUGGCCGAGGCACGGAUGGUGUUCGGGCUCAACUCGUACGGCGAACUGUGUGGGUUGCAUCUCGGCGGCACCACGCUGACCAGUGCCGAGCUGCUGCUGCGCACCUCGGCAAAGGCGAGCAAGCGGGCCCGGCUGGUGGUGGAACGCAUCAAAGCCGCCAUCCAGAAAGAUGCCGAGGAUCGUGAAAAGGGUCGUCCGGUCGGGUUUAGCGAGGGCAUUGAACGGAACGAGACGACGGUACACGCGCAGGACAGAAUGCAGGUGCGGUUGAAACGCUUCAAGCUUCAGAUUGAGGGCCAAGAGCGGACUGAUUCCGAUGACGGACAGGAUGAGGAAGAUGAAGAAGAGGUGGCGCAGGAGGAGAUGGAAGCGACCAACGAUGCUUCUGCGGAUGCGAACGAUCCAUCGGACGAUGUGAUGCUGGUGGACGAUACGGACGCGGUAGUCGAGGAAGUCGGCGAAACAGCAGCCGUGCUGGUGCCGAAAUCCGGCGCAAAUCAGUGGCUCACGGAGGAGGAACUGGCGGCGGCUAAAGAAAAGACGGGCAAGAAGCGAUCGAAAGCAAGCUUGAAGCGCAAGAAGAAGAGCUUACUGUUGAAGCAAGGGACAAGCGAAAUGUUGCUGGACGAUAGCAGCGAGGAGGAAACGGUGACGCUAACUUCAACGGAUAUGUGAAUAAAUGGAACGCAAUUUGAAUGCA
Anopheles coluzzii is the source of this 1407-nucleotide messenger RNA. RefSeq lists its product as uncharacterized. The coding region runs from base 63 to 1382 and encodes 439 amino acids. The transcript is spliced from 2 exons. Gene Ontology annotation, cellular component: cytoplasmic exosome (RNase complex); nuclear exosome (RNase complex). The record is from RefSeq and is a predicted model, not a curated record. Gene Ontology annotation, biological process: exonucleolytic trimming to generate mature 3'-end of 5.8S rRNA from tricistronic rRNA transcript (SSU-rRNA, 5.8S rRNA, LSU-rRNA); nuclear polyadenylation-dependent mRNA catabolic process; nuclear polyadenylation-dependent rRNA catabolic process. Lineage: Eukaryota; Metazoa; Arthropoda; Insecta; Diptera; Culicidae.